CCACGGAAGCCCCCUGGCCGCGGCGCCGCGUCCGUUAUGUGAAGGCGGCGGCCCCAGGCUGAGCGGCCGCCCCAGGCUGCAGUGUACAGUAAAAUGGAGCCCACAGCCUCCGGUGUGUUUUGCAGCAGGGUGCUAAGUAUGGUGAACUCUGAAGACGUGAACGCCAUCAUUUUGGCUCAGAAGAAUAUGUGAGUCAAGUGGAAUCUUAUCAGCCAAAAUACCCUGCUGUUCUGUUCAAUAAAUAUACAAAUAUCCUUCUAAUUGCUAGUAAUUCAGAGAAACUGGAUGACUCAGUGGGGUUAGCAUGUGUUAUAAAACCCUUGAUCACUACUUCAAAUCUGUCCUAGGUUGCCAGUGACUAACUGACAGCUGUUCUGUUCAGUGCCUGUCAAAAUGAGUUGCAAGGUCUUAGUUCAAUUCCUAGUGGGCAUGUGUCUGGGCUGAAGAAGAGAGGGUUACAUUUGCCACUUGUAGGCUGUCGUAGCUGAGAGGUCAAAGACCAAAAGAGCUGAUCUUUCCGGGGCAUGGGUGAGCUGCUUUGUGCUAAUGCAGACUUUCUCAAUUACUGGUGCUUUGUCAAUUCUGGGAAUAAACAGAGGCCUUUAGUCUGCAGGACAGUCAAGUCAGUGCCAUCCUUAGUGCUGAAUUAAUUUCCUUUUUUAAACAAAUUUUAAAUAUUAAGAAAAGUCCAUCCAACAUGUCUUAGCUGAACUUCACGUCUGUUCUCCCUUUUUGCUGCUUCUUUAAACUCCUCAAUUCACUUAUUUUGAAUUCUUCCCUCAAGCCCCAAAUUUCCUGACAACUUUCCUGUCAGUAGAAAUAGUCAGUUAGACUCUGAUUGAUUUCACUAGGGUUUUGCCCAGGGUGAAAUUUUGCAUGCAGAGUUCUCUGGGCAGGACUGGGGCUUUAAUCGCUUCAAAAGCUUUUCAAGGAGAGGAAAAGAAGGAUAUAAUUUUCUUCCUGACUUUUAUGGGGUUUGUGCAUGUUUUUGAGAUAAUUGUGAAAAGUCUUACCUGGUGUGCUUUAUUUUUGGAAACUCAUGGACAAAUUCCCCAUGUCUCUUCUCGCUCUAGGCUCGAUAGAUUUGAGAAAACCAACGAGAUGUUGCUCAACUUUAAUAAUCUAUCCAAUGUACGCAUGCAGCAGAUGAAUGAGAGGUUCCUGCAUCACACUAGGACGCUGGUGGAAAUGAAGAAAGAUCUAGAUAGUAUCUUCCGAAGAAUCAGGACCCUAAAAGGGAAGCUGGCCAAACAGUACCCAGAAGCUUUCAGCAAUAUUCACGAAUCUCCAAUUCUAGAAGAUGAUGAUGAUUUUGACCCUAUUCCAAAAAGCACGGCGACCACAAUUGCUACCUCUGAGCAGAGCACAGGGUCUUGCGACACAAGCCCUGACAUUAUUUCUCCAACCCUGAGUCAGGAUUUUGAGGAUUUAUCGCAAGGCCGGUAUGAUUCUCCAGCUGUUAAUGGACAGAGUCUAACAGAUGAUGAAAUGGCCAAUGAGCUGGACUAACACGUUCUAAAAACUAAGGCAUCAGCUGAAUCAGCUGCAUGGACUAUGGAGCGCAACCAGAGAACUUCCUGUCCUGUAUUUAUAUUUCUGUGUUUCCUUGGCCAUUUAUUUUUUUAUGGGGAGAGGGAAAGUGACGGCUGAGUGGAGAGGGGCCCAUCACAUGGUAUUUAAAACUGCCAUCAUAAUGCAAAUGUCGAGUCUGGGUAUGGCAAACAUGCAAAAUGUAUGAAUUGAAAUGUCUCUUCUCUGUUCUUGUUUGUUUGUGUGUUCAGGGGAGAGCAGUAACCCAAAGGUUAUCUUUGAACAUUAGUUUCUGGACAAAUAGAGAUCUUCUCAGAAGAGUACUCUUAACUGCUUUUCUUUAUAUUUUUCUUAAAUUUACUUGGUUUUACACAGAAAUCUUGAGGCUCUGUAAUUUACAGUGCAUGCAAACCCAAACUAUAGCCUCCUUACCAGCAUGGUACAAAUAUCUCUCAGCUGUGGCUCGCAGGAGCUUAUACUUGCAAAGCAACAAUAGCUUGCUUUUUGUGAUCUUCUCUGCCUUCUGAGAGGCCUGCCUGCACGACAGGGCCAUGUAGCUAAUUAAUAUAUGCUAAUGAUUUCUCUAGCACCUACAGAACGUUUUUUCCCACACGGUAGCAAAAACCUGAAGUCCUCUUUCUUUAAGUGCGCAGCUGUCCUGUGCUGCACCUUGGAUUUUCAGGAGGGAAUCUUUUAUAACCGCACUCGCAUUGCUUAAUGGAGACCUUUGACUGGGACAGUUUGACAACUACUAUGGCUGUACCUUGCUCUCUCUCGUGUUCAUCAUAUGUUAAAUUAUCAGGUAGUUUCUUUGGGUAAAACCUUUCAUUUUUCAAACUGCGAUAAAGACCCUGUACCGAAAUGUCUGCUUUUUGUCUGUUUUCACCUGACUUUGCCAAUGUCUGUGUUUAAUGUAUUGCUGAGAGCCAGGAUGGAAAUAACUAAACCUGUUGUCAAUCUAGGAGGGAGGGGAAAGUUGCCCUCUAAUCCUCAGUGGUUGUGAUCAGCAUAUCUCCAGAAAUAUUAUAGUGAAAAGAAAAUAUUUUUGUAUUACAUGUUUACAAAUGCUAGGAGAAAAUAACCAAUAGAGAAUUCAUUAAUAAAACAUCCAUCCAAA
Messenger RNA from Dermochelys coriacea (leatherback sea turtle), 2647 nucleotides. It is a transcript of the gene KXD1, whose product is annotated as KxDL motif containing 1. Bases 877 to 1509 code for a protein of 210 amino acids. The record is from RefSeq and is a predicted model, not a curated record. Gene Ontology annotation, cellular component: BORC complex. Gene Ontology annotation, biological process: lysosome localization. Lineage: Eukaryota; Metazoa; Chordata; Testudines; Dermochelyidae. The transcript has 4 exons.